Dracunculus medinensis (Guinea worm) is the source of this 564-nucleotide messenger RNA. The record is from the annotation of a GenBank genome assembly. Lineage: Eukaryota; Metazoa; Nematoda; Chromadorea; Rhabditida; Dracunculidae.
AUGACAGAUCGAGCUGCAAAGUCGGGAUUAGCACUGGAAGCGCAGCGAAAAGUUCAUGGCAAAUACGAUAGCGAAUUGGCUGGACAGUUGCUGGAUUGGAUCGCAUCGACAACAAAUCUCGAUUUUAAUAAAUGCGGUCAUCUUGAGAAUUUCUGUGAAGUCCUAAAAGAUGGCCUAGUUUUGUGCAGCUUAGCAAAUACACUGGAACCUGGUUCGGUCAAAAAAGUCAACACUAGCAAAAUGGCAUUUAAACAAAUGGAGAAUAUUUCCUUUUUCUUAAAUUUCGCUGAAAAAUACGUCUCAAAAACGGAACUUUUUCAAACUGUUGACCUUUUCGAGAAGCAAGACCCAAAUGCAGUUGUGAUUUGUCUCUCGGCUUUGGCUAGAAAAGCUGAAAGACAUUUUGGUAAGAAAGGACUUGGACCGAAGGAAGCUGAAGGCGAGAAGCGCAAUUGGACUGAGGAGCAACUUCGCGCUAGUGAUGGAGUAAUUGGUCUGCAAAUGGGUUCAAACAAGGGUGCUACUGCAUCUGGUAUAAAUAUGGGUAAUACUCGACAUAUGUAA